CACGUUCCAGUGGCAAUUGUCAAUCCAAUUGUCUCUCAAACAAGAGCAAGAGCAAUGGUCGCACAUACGGGUUUGCAGAACAUAUAAAUCACGCGACUCAGAAUAUCCAGGAGAUCAAAUCCACAUCAACACCGUAUCAAGAAACUUAUAGACAGACAAAUAAAGAGACAUACUGGUCUUUUCUACUAGAGACUGUUUUGAGACACACGGUCCAGAGCCAGGCCUGGCCCCAGAGCCGUGGAUGUUGUAGCGCACGCUAAGGAGGACGUGUUCUGACCACAUGCAGGAUGUAGAAGAAAGACAGCAGUCCAGACGGACUCUAGUCUGCCUUCUACAAGCCUUAGAAGGCCGUAAUACAACGAUUGAGCUGCGGAACGAGACCUCUAUCGAUGGGCGUGUCGUUCACGUUGACGGCAUGAUGAACGUUGCUCUAGCAUCUGCAACCUUCAACACACCCGAUGGGACAAAACUGGAAUUACAGGAUGCAUUCAUUCAAGGCCGUCAGAUACGAUACGUUCACAUUCCCGAAGACAUCGACAUAAUGCAGGCCAUUCGGAAACAAAUAAGCGAACUGACGACUAGAAAACCGAGCGAAGCGAGGCGACGAACUCGAGGUCGAGGCCGAAGUAGAGCAAUACGGCGUCACUAGCCCACAUCCAGGAACACAAAUUGCGUUGAGAAUGACUAUUUAUCUGUAACCAGAUUUUUUCAGGUAAUUAAUAAUAAUAGAAAAUGCAUGGCUUCUCAGCUCUAGACAUAUAUGUUGAUCUAUGGACUAUAAACACUUGACCAGAGUUAUUGUUGCCAUGGUGAUUGUGUCAAUUGUGACAUCAGGCUUCAAAAAUUGUGGCACCUAGCUUGGAGAAUAUUA
Corticium candelabrum is the source of this 871-nucleotide messenger RNA. Its product is annotated as U7 snRNA-associated Sm-like protein LSm10. Gene Ontology annotation, biological process: mRNA 3'-end processing by stem-loop binding and cleavage. Gene Ontology annotation, cellular component: cytoplasmic U snRNP body; nuclear body. The coding region runs from base 281 to 649 and encodes 122 amino acids. Lineage: Eukaryota; Metazoa; Porifera; Homoscleromorpha; Homosclerophorida; Plakinidae. The transcript has a single exon. Gene Ontology annotation, molecular function: U7 snRNA binding; histone pre-mRNA DCP binding. The record is from RefSeq and is a predicted model, not a curated record.